Molecule: messenger RNA, 991 nt
Organism: Notothenia coriiceps (black rockcod)
Lineage: Eukaryota; Metazoa; Chordata; Actinopteri; Perciformes; Nototheniidae
Gene: nkx3.3
Product: NK3 homeobox 3
Exons: 2
Coding region: 1-798 (265 amino acids)
Biological process (GO): regulation of transcription by RNA polymerase II; cell differentiation
Cellular component (GO): nucleus
Molecular function (GO): DNA-binding transcription factor activity, RNA polymerase II-specific; RNA polymerase II cis-regulatory region sequence-specific DNA binding
Source: RefSeq, a predicted model, not a curated record
AUGACAUUGAGUUUUUCGUCCUUCUCCAUAAAAGACAUACUCACCGGACGUGAUGCCCAGGAGAAGCCCGAUAGGAGUGCAGAUGAGCUCUGCGCACUAAAGCGCAACAUCUGCACAGGGCAUGGCACGAGGGUCCCCGGUCUGUCUAAAGACGCGGAUGAGAACCGCCUCCAUCCAGGGAGACUCCCCGCUGAUCGCAGGCUGUCUGUGGGAAACCUCCGAUCUGUUACUCUCAAAGAAGAAGCCACAGGAGAGGAGACUGAACUCAGAGAAGGCGCUGCCGAUCAGCAGCAACACUGUGUGGAUCUGGAUAAACUUCUGAAAGAAGAGGAGGCGGAGGAGGGAGGCCACCUCAGCGGGGAGACGGUGAGAUGUUCGGCCGAUGAGCAGCAGUGCAUGCCGGGUGCGAAGAAGCGCUCCCGGGCGGCCUUCUCUCACGCACAGGUCUACGAGCUUGAGCGUCGGUUCAACACGCAGCGAUAUCUCUCCGGUCCAGAUCGGUCCGGCCUGGCAGACGCUCUGAAGCUGACUGAGACCCAGGUGAAGAUCUGGUUCCAGAACCGGAGAUAUAAAACCAAACGGCGCCAGAUGGCAGCCGAGCUGGCGGCGUGCAGCUCACCGAAGAAAGUAGCAGUACAAGUGCUGGUGAGGGACAAUCAAAAGUACUAUCAGGCCAAUGGACUACAAAUCCCAGUGACUGUGCCUCUGUACCAGCAGGCCUAUCGGUACCAGCCCUGCCUGCACUACUACUGCCAUCCCUGGAGCCUGGGGAGCAGGUCUUGUGGGGGGAUGUUCUGAGCUGUUCAUUGCUGAGGACACAUUACCUGGACAAGUUAGGGUCUCUGCACUCAACGUGUUGGCAGCUUUCUGUAUGGAUCAGGCUAUUGUUGGACUGACUGGGAUUGUACAUAUUUUUUUUUUCUGGGUUAUUUUUUCUAGAAGCCAAUUUAGCAUUUUGGCCUGUUUUUCAGGGUUUCUAAAAUGCCAAUGU